Molecule: messenger RNA, 377 nt
Organism: Scutellospora calospora
Lineage: Eukaryota; Fungi; Glomeromycota; Glomeromycetes; Diversisporales; Gigasporaceae
Source: the annotation of a GenBank genome assembly
AAAAUGAAACUAGAAUGCAACUGUCAAGCAGGAAUUUUGUUUUAGCAAGUUCUUUGAUAAAAAGAGCGAAUUCAAUGAUAUCACUUGCAAGUGGUAUUGAUAAGCUUGAAGUAUCAUCAAUUGAUGACUAUAAAUCACCAGAAGCAAUCAUUGAUUAUGAAUCACCCAGAACAACCACCACUAAUAAACCACCAGGAGCAACUACUAAUGAACCACCAGGAGCAACCACCAACGAACCACCAGAAGCAACCACAAACGAACCACCAGGAGCAACCACAAAUGAACCACCAGGAGCAAGCAUUACUAAAGAUCGAAAGGAAUUUAUUGAAAAAUUCCUCACUGGGAAUACAUUUAACAAUUGUGUUUUUCAUUUUUAA